CCGCAAAACCCACACCCUUGCCCACUCCACCCUCACCACCUUCCACUCUUCCUGGCGAAUCACUCGGCGACACACGGUUACCCGCCACGCGACAAAGGCGAGCGAUGCAGAGCGACGAGUCAGAUAGCGCGAUCGCGGGCGAGCGAAUAGCGGCGCUGAGGGCGCUGCAGGCGCGCCGGCAGGAGCUGCUGCAGGCACUGCGGGCUUUGGAUGAGGAAGAUCGACGGCUGAGAUUAGGCGUAGGGUGUGAGGCGGGGGGCGAGAGAAGGAGAGAGGGGGGAGACGAGGGGAAGCGGAAGCAGGAGACGCGGGAGGCGGAGUGCGCGGAAGCGAGCGGAGGGAAGCGGAAUGGCGGAGCGGAGAGAGCGAGCGGGACGGAGGCUUAUGCGGCGGCGGCAGCUGCUGACGGCCUCCCGGGGGGGGUGGCGGAUGGGGGGGAUGGCGGGCUAACGAGAGGUGCGGGACGGGAGAGACGGGUGGGCGGGACGGAGAUGGCUGGGGGGGGAGUUAGCGGGGGGAAUGGCGCCGGGCGCGGGUUCGAAGCGGAGCACGGGAUGAGCGCGCGGGAGGUGCAGCGGUACUCGCGACAGCUCAUGCUGCCGUCGUUCGGCGUGGCAGCGCAGCAGCGCCUGACGAGCGGGUCGGUGCUGGUCGUGGGGGCGGGCGGCCUGGGCUCGCCCGCUGUGCUGUACCUCGCUGCCUGUGGCGUGGGGCGUAUAGGCAUCGUGGACAGAGAUGACGUGGAGCUGUCCAACCUUCACAGGCAGAUCAUUCACUCGGAAGCAACCGUGGGCCGCCCCAAGACAGAAUCAGCGGCAGCUGCGUGCACCAGGUUGAACGCUGACAUCACAGUGGAGACGCACAGCCAGGGCUUCACUCCCUGCAAUGCCGUCAAGCUUGUCUCCAGCUACGACGUGGUGGUGGACGCCUCUGACAACGUCAGCACGCGUUACCUCAUCAGCGACGCUGCUGUCGCCGCCGGCAAGCCGCUGGUGUCAGGCGCAGCGCUGGGCACAGAGGGGCAGAUCACAGUGUACCAUGCAACCCCCACCGCGCCGUGCUACCGCUGCCUCUUCCCCACGCCGCCCCCCUCCUCCGCCUGCCAGCGCUGCUCCGACAGCGGCGUGCUGGGAGUGGUCCCGGGGGUCAUCGGCGCGCUGCAGGCAGUGGAGGUGGUGAAGCUGCUGACGCGGGUGGGCGAACCCCUCUCAGCGCGCAUGCUCGUCUACGACGCCCUCGCCGCCUCCUUCCUCUCCGUGAAGCUGCGCAGCCGGGUGCCGUCGUGCGCAGCGUGUGGCGAGCACAGCAGCAUGACGCCUGACAGCAUCCAGGAGUUUGACUACGAGGCAUUCACCGCCUCGCCCUUCCACGACCAGGGUCCCAAGGCCCUGUCCCUCAUCCCUUCCGACCAGCGAGUGCCGCCCUCCGCGCUCCUCUCGGCGCGCCAGCAGCACCUCCCCCACGUGCUGCUGGAUGUGCGCUCGCCUCUGCACUUCGCCAUGGCCGCGCUGCCGGGGGCCAUCAACGCCCCGCUUGCCACGCUGCCGGACUCCAUUGAGCAUAUCCGGUCCUCCGCCAUGUCACUCGCCAGCUCAGCUACCAUGUCAGCCCUGUGUGCAGCAUCACAGGGUGCAGCAGGUGGGGCACAGGGCGAGCCGGCAGCAGCACAGGAAGGGCAGCAAGGUUCCGCUGGUGGCAUGGCUCGGGUGUUUGUGGUGUGCCGGCGCGGCAACGACUCGCAGCGCGCCGUGCGGGCGCUGAGGGAGGCGGGCAUCGGCACGGCUGUGAGCGUGGACGGGGGCAUGCAGGGGUGGGGUGCGCAUGUUGACCCCUCCUUCCCAACCUACUGAGCUAGAUUUGUGACUAGUUUGACGUGGCAUUUAUCUUUUUUGCUGGUUUGUUAUAGAACGGUUCUUGAAGGCUUGCAUUGUGAAAGGGCCAUUGUGUGCCCCUACUUCAA
This is a messenger RNA of Closterium sp. NIES-67, 1960 nucleotides long. NCBI's taxonomy places the organism in Eukaryota, Viridiplantae, Streptophyta, Zygnematophyceae, Desmidiales, Closteriaceae. The record is from the annotation of a GenBank genome assembly.